Phyllostomus hastatus (greater spear-nosed bat) is the source of this 351-nucleotide messenger RNA. RefSeq names its product WAP four-disulfide core domain 13 (gene WFDC13). Bases 1 to 351 code for a protein of 116 amino acids. Lineage: Eukaryota; Metazoa; Chordata; Mammalia; Chiroptera; Phyllostomidae. The transcript is spliced from 5 exons. The record is from RefSeq and is a predicted model, not a curated record.
AUGAAGCUUGUGCUGCUUCUCCAGCUCCUGCUGUCGGUUCUCCUAGCACCACAGCUGGUGCCUGGGAGCCCCAAGCAACAUCUGAUAAAGUAUAUUUUGGAACCUCCGCCCUGCAGAGUGGCCCCUGAAAACUGUACUAUGUUCUGUGCAGAGCAGGAAGAUUGCCCAACAGGACUUCAGUGCUGUUCUGCCUUCUGUGGGAUAAUCUGGCCCCUGCAGCAUGAAGAUGCUGAGCUCAUGGUGGAAUCCAGACUGUCCUCUGCAGAAUGGUUCCCCUCAGCUGACCGUGACCGCUCCGGAGACCCUGGUGUUGCCAGGAAGGUCAGGAUCUUUCUCCCACUUCCCCGAUGA